AUGUUUCAUGGAACAAUCACAAAAGAGCUUACCAGUCAUGAAGAAUGGAGCCACUACAAUGAAAAUAUCAUAGAAGAUCAGAAAGACUUUGUGUUUGUAAAGUAUAAUGGCCUCCAUCUGAAGUCCAUGGAGAACCUGCAGUCCUGUAUCUCCCUGAGGGUGUGCAUCUUCUCCAACAACUUUGUCACUGAUAUCCAGCCACUGCAGAACUGCAUAAAGCUCAUCAAACUUGAUCUCCAUGGAAACCAGAUAAAGACUCUUCCAGACCAAAAUUUUUGGGGUGGACUCAAGAACCUAAAACUCCUCUAUCUCCAUGACAAUGGUUUUUCCAAGCUGAAGAACAUCUGUGUGUUAGCUGCGUGUGCAAGCCUUAUCGGGCUGACCAUGUUUGACUGCCCCGUGAGUCUUAAGAAAGGCUACAGGCAUGUUCUUGUCAACAGUAUCUGGCCUCUCAAAGCCCUGGACCACCACAUUAUAUCUGAUGAAGAAAUCAUUCAGAACUGGAAUCUUCCAGAGAGAUUUAAAACAUUCAACCACAGGCUAUUCUUUAACCUUUGCCCAGCAUUGAUAAAGGGUACAACUUAUGAGGAUGAAAUUAAUAAUAUCAAACAUAUGAUUUCAAGGAUCAAUGGGAUUCUGGCUCAUAACUCACCAGUGUUGAUUAUUCAGAGGUGGAUUCGAGGUUUCAUAGUUAGGAAACGCUUGAGCCCCUAUUUUACACGUAAAAGGCCUCAGGAGAAAAUAAUUAGGGUACUUGAAACAAAAUGGAUCUGCAUAGGUGGAAGACAUGAAGACAAAUUCUUGGAGGAUAUCUUCCUUUGCAAGCCUGAAUCUAAUAUAAAAGGGAAGGUUGCACAUUGGAAACAAAUGAAGUAUACUCCUGAUGACUUUAAAUAUACUACUGACUACAGAAAACGCAUUUCCUGUCUACCAUAUGAAUUAAAAACAAAAGAUACUGACACAAAACUAAAAACACCAAGCCAUCACAUUCAGAAAGGUCAGAAGGCGUCCAAAGCUGAGGAAGAGGACGAAGAAGUAGACACUAGGUUUAGGUUAUCUACCAUGAAGAUUCCUUUAUAUUCUCCUAGAUCGCUCAAGUAUGGUGCAGUGUUGAAGGAGAUGAAACGGGACUACUUCCCAGACUAUCUCCAGCCUCUUCCAGCUACUCGGCCAAAGCCACCCAUUAUAAGACUGCCACUAAAGGAGCUGAGGGAAAGGAGAGAGUUUUUAGCCACACAGAGGGCGGGCUUGGAGCUCCAGGCCUUUAAAGACCUUGAUAAAUACCACUCAGACCGAAAGCACCAAGAAAAGCAAGCAGAAAAAUCGACCAUUGUAGUCAUGGCACAGAUUGACCAGCAAAGAGCUAGGUUCAGCAUAAGAGAGACUUUAAGGAGGAAAAUGUAUAUGGCACAAAGGCAGAUGGAAAAGGAUAAUGAGAUGAUCCAGAAAGGCUUACGGCAAAUUUGGAGGAAAAAACUUGCCUAUCUUGAAAAAGUUAGAGAGCGGAAGACCAUGUUUUUAGCUGAAAAAAAGCUAAAUGCUCUUGACCAUUCCUUAGUGCAGAACAUUAACAAUGAGCGGGCCCUUCUGCUCAGAGGGAUCUUUCAAGUUGACAGAAUGAAGAAAAACAUGAAUGAGUUAGAACAGAAGCAACAUAUUGUUAACGAAAAACGGAAUGCAGAAAAGUAUAAGCAGAGUUUGCUCAGGCAGCUGAAGGAGCUCAGGACUGAAGAAAUUCGUAGAAGACAUGGUGAAGAGAAAUUUGUUAUUGAUACACUCAUCUUUCAAAAAGCCUGUGCAAGACUAGAGGACGCUAAAGCAAAGGCUGAGUUUAUUAGGACAAAUUACACAUCUAAGUCUCUUAAAAGAGAAUAAGAAUGAACCAGUACCAGUUCACAGCUGAUGAUAAUUGUAAAUUGUGGCCCUAUCUUUAUUGAAGGCAUCUUGAAAUAAUACUUGGAGGACAUGCUCUACACAAGUGUGUCCAGGCAUGAAUGUGUUCAAGUUGAA
Messenger RNA from Phodopus roborovskii (desert hamster), 2010 nucleotides. It is a transcript of the gene Lrriq3, whose product is annotated as leucine rich repeats and IQ motif containing 3. The record is from RefSeq and is a predicted model, not a curated record. The transcript has 7 exons. Lineage: Eukaryota; Metazoa; Chordata; Mammalia; Rodentia; Cricetidae. Bases 1 to 1875 code for a protein of 624 amino acids. Gene Ontology annotation, molecular function: protein binding.